AUGGAGAGCCGCGUGCAGGACAAGAGGAGCUUCGGCUUCAGCAUCGACAGCAUUCUGACCUGUGCAGUGGUCUGGGGAAAGCGUGUGUUUUCAGAGGCGUGUCCGAGCGCAGGAUCCCCGGGUCUGACCGGUGUUCAGCGCAGGGUUCGGCGUCACCGCACCAUCUUCACAGAGGAGCAGCUGCAGGCGCUGGAGGAUCUGUUCACACACAACCAGUAUCCCGACAUACACACACGCGAACAACUGGCCCUCAAAACACAGCUGCGCGAGGAGAGAGUCGAGGUGUGGUUCAAGAACCGAAGGGCCAAAUGGAGGCGUCAGAAGCGUCUUCCCUUCAGUCUUCGAGGAGCGGACGAGUGGAUGAGCGUUAUUCACAACGACUGAUGAAGAAACCUGCGGCGAACACACUGAAGAUCAUCUGCUCCUCUUCAUUUCUUCAUCAGUCAGCCUGCUCAUGUGGGAGACCUUUCAGCUCUACACAGGCAUCAUACAGAUGAAGAUUGUGUCUUUGAUAUAAUUCCUGAUGAAUUAAUGAUCAGUUAGAUUAUAAACAAUGUUAUUGUAUGAUAUCACAUCACUACAGAUUUAU
This is a messenger RNA of Danio aesculapii, 589 nucleotides long. Its product is annotated as homeobox protein goosecoid-2. NCBI's taxonomy places the organism in Eukaryota, Metazoa, Chordata, Actinopteri, Cypriniformes, Danionidae. Gene Ontology annotation, biological process: regulation of transcription by RNA polymerase II. Gene Ontology annotation, cellular component: nucleus. The transcript is spliced from 3 exons. Gene Ontology annotation, molecular function: RNA polymerase II cis-regulatory region sequence-specific DNA binding; DNA-binding transcription factor activity, RNA polymerase II-specific. The coding region runs from base 1 to 384 and encodes 127 amino acids. The record is from RefSeq and is a predicted model, not a curated record.